AUAUUCGUUGGAAUUUCGUUGGAAUUUGUACGUUCGACUUUAUUUUUCUUGGCUGUAUUGUUUUUAUUGAUAUUCGCUUUGUCCUAAUAACCUCGCAGCGCCUGAUCGACAGCGGUGCUUUUCGUCUCAGUCAGUACCUAGCCAUCGAACGAAACGGACGUAAUAAACACUGAAAAGACGAUAAUUACAUUAUUUUACCGAAAGUCGAAGAGCGCUCUCGCAGAGCAACAACUAUUCGACAUGUCUGAUGAGCGACAGGACGUUUUCACACCGAAGAACGCAUAUCACGAGAGUGUUUCGUUGCGAAAUGUGCGCGAGAGUAAAUCCAGCGAUUCGGAAAACAGGUCGCAGGAAAAGUACUUCACACCGGAAUACGAGAAGUUUUUACAAUGGAGGGAAAACACUUGCUUCACUUCCGAUUCGUCAUCAGUGCUAGAUAUGAGCGACAACGAGAACUCGAUGACUCAAUGCAGCGAGUCGAGGACUCAAUGCAACGGGUCGUUCAUCGAGCAGUUUAAAUCAUUUGAUUUGAACUCCCGUAAACGUUCUACUUCGACACCCAUAAAAGUAAACGCAGCGAAGAAUUCGGAGAAGAGCACGCCCGAGAGAAACGAUUUGUCGACGCAGAACUCGCCCAUCACGAGUGGCAGAAAAAUGGACGCGACAACCGAAACCUUCGUUACUUCUGAUUACUCGACUAUGUUAGUCGACAAUGCUAACUCGGUUCUAUCCAACGACGAUAGUUUAACGAUGAUUGACAGUUCGACCGAUCAGCCGUCGUCGCUGCGAGAAGCUCAAAACAGCACGAAACACGUUUGCAAGGACGCGAAUGCCAACUUAAUGCAAUCGACUAAGGCGAGUCGUUUGACGAAGAAGGUGUUAUCAAUUUCGUUGCGUCGAUCGCCCAAACCGAAAAAAGCUCAAAGCGACGCGGCAUCAACUUCAAUGACGCAAACCGUAUCAAGAAGCAAUUGGAAGCAAAAAGCGAUGAGGAAAAACAAGCCGGUCCAGACACUUCAAGCGCCUCAGCGAGAUGUCCCCUUUCCACCGUCGCAUAAAAUGACAGUGGCAGAAGUCUUCGAUGAGCGGACAGGAUCUCCGCGGCCGGAGGUCCUGAAGCAACACUUUAUUCUCGAAGGCAGGAUCGACGAGGCCGCGGCACUUCGUAUAAUCAAUGACGGAGCCGCCCUUCUUCGUUCGGAAAAAACCAUGAUAGACAUUGAAGCUCCGGUCACCGUAUGCGGCGAUAUUCACGGACAGUUCUACGACCUGAUGAAAUUAUUCGAAGUGGGCGGUCCACCUUCCUCGACCAAGUAUCUCUUCCUCGGCGAUUACGUUGACAGGGGUUAUUUCAGUAUCGAGUGCGUAUUGUACCUGUGGGCGCUGAAACUGUGCCAUCCGACCACACUCUUCCUCCUCAGAGGUAACCACGAGUGCCGUCAUCUCACGGAAUACUUCACAUUUAAGCAGGAAUGUAAAAUAAAAUACUCCGAGAGGGUGUACGACGCGUGCAUGGAUGCCUUCGACUGUUUGCCGCUCGCCGCCCUCAUGAACCAACAGUUCCUCUGCGUACACGGUGGCCUGUCGCCGGAAAUUCACAAUUUAGAAGACAUUCGCAAAUUGGACAGGUUCAAAGAGCCGCCGGCAUUUGGCCCGAUGUGCGAUCUCCUUUGGUCGGAUCCUCUCGAGGACUUCGGUAAUGAGAAGAACGCGGAGCACUUCUCUCACAAUAGCGUCAGGGGUUGUUCAUACUUUUACAGUUAUGCGGCGUGCUGCGAUUUUCUUCAGAACAACAAUUUGCUCAGCAUCAUAAGAGCGCACGAGGCUCAAGACGCCGGAUAUCGUAUGUACCGAAAAUCUCAGACGACGGGCUUCCCAUCGCUUAUCACAAUUUUCAGCGCGCCCAAUUAUCUCGACGUGUACAACAACAAGGCGGCGGUUUUAAAGUACGAGAACAACGUGAUGAACAUCAGGCAGUUCAAUUGCUCGCCACACCCGUAUUGGUUGCCCAACUUCAUGGAUGUUUUCACAUGGUCUCUGCCGUUUGUCGGCGAGAAAGUCACGGAAAUGUUGGUGAACGUGCUGAACAUUUGCUCGGACGACGAGCUGAUGAGCGACGGUGAUGACGCGCUCGAGGAAGUCGCAGCCAAAGUCGUUGUCCAAAAAAAGAAUGGUGCAGCAGCUAAUCUACGUAAGGAAGUCAUCAGAAACAAGAUUAGGGCCAUUGGUAAAAUGGCGCGUGUCUUCUCCGUCCUGAGAGAGGAGAGCGAGAGCGUGCUGCAGUUGAAGGGCUUGACGCCGACUGGAGCUUUACCGCUUGGUGCAUUAUCCGGCGGCAAGACUUCCCUGAAAAACGCUCUUCAAGGAUUCUCGCCGAAUCACAAAAUCACUUCGUUCGCCGAAGCCAAGGGCUUGGACGCCAUAAACGAAAGAAUGCCACCGAGGAAGGACGCGCCACCCACGCCAGUGAACGAGGAGAAACCCGUGACAAAGCCGCCGCCUCCUGCGGGAGACAAGCGGGACCACAACACGCCGCAACCGCAAUCGUGAGCCCCACAUAUAUCCAAUCAAGAUGGCGUAGACGGGUCCUAAGACUCCAGCGCUAUCAUUUGCAAACCAUUGCUCGUCUCUCCCCCCUACCCUGACUGUUACAACAGAGAGUCAGGAGAAGCCAUUGCCAUCGCAAGAGGAAGAUCAGAAACGAACGAACGCGGACACGAAGCGAUUUUUCGUUGACGCAGUUACCAGCGAGCGCACUGUCGUCGGUCCUAGUGCGCGCAUAGCGGAAGAAAGCAGCAGCAGCCAGCCGAGGAAAAGAGGAUCGCCACGACCAUCAAGGAACGUUCGGUCGGACGUUUAGUGGGACUCCUCUUCUCCGAGGAUCUGCCUCCGUUUUUUUCGCGUACACUUUACUCGCGAGCAGAACGAGAACCGUGUUUAGCCUCCCUUCUGCGAUGAGCCGCGCGCGCGCGCGCGUCAUGUUUCCCGGUCUCUCUCUUCCGACCGCUCGUGCAAUUGUCCUUCGCUCCUCCCUUCUCCUCACCUUUUGCUCAUUCCACCUAUAUCGCAAUUUCUCGCUCUCUCCUCUUCCCAGCAUUCACCAGCGCGUACAAUUGCCCCGCGUGUCCUUCGCGGGUAAUCGACUCGGUGUCCGUACGCGCGCGCGACAUAUCGACGAUGAGCGAUAAACGUUAGAACGAUGUUAUCUCAUAGAUCCGUUUACACGUCGGUCAGAUCGGACGUUCACGCAGCAGCGAGGAAAACCCUUCCUCUUCUCCUGGACGCCAUUCUUUUUCUUUCCUUUUAUUUUUUUUUUCUCCGAUGCGAAAAGAAAAACGAGAAAGAGAGAGAGACGGAACAGACGGCUCGCGCGCGGUUGCGUCUGUCUAAUGAGAGGAAUCGCAUAGACAGUGUGAAAGAGAGAGAAUGAGAGGGAGAGAAAGAGAGAGAAAGAGAGAACGGACGAGCGGUCUCCGCCAAAGAAACAAAAGAGGCAGCUGGCCUGUCGUCACGGCGGAGCUUCCGGUUUUAGGAUUUUACUAGGUUCUUAAGAUGUGUCCGCCCUGGACGACGCGAAUGGAGCAUCCCCCGCGUCACGGGGUGGGAUUACUUAAAUCUUAAGUCGAGUUAGGCAUAGGGCUAAGUCGUAAGUUAUACAUACAUAAUAUCGGAGAAUUUAUUUAAUAUACAUAAAUAUUAUAAAUAUUAUACAUAUUAUUAAUUAUUAUUAUUAUUAUCAUUAUUAUUAAUUAUUCAUUAUGUAAUCCGAAAUACCGUGUUUCGCUGCCGCGCGUGCACACGUCCGUCACGAUCGCACGAAAUAAUUGACGCGCGAAAGAGGUGUACGUCGAGCAUCUUUUCCAACUGCAUUCAUUAAAGCGCGAUUCGUCUCGGCCGUUUUGUUCCGAGGAUCCAUUCAACGUUCUCGGUCGCGCGAUAUCAAAGAAGAAAUCUCGUUUUCGUUGCAUCUUAAUUUUCUUGAACAGCGCGCAUCUUAGCAAGGAACACGCGAGAUAUUCAUUAUCUGUUAAGUUGGAAAGAUGAAUUAAGCAACGAUUAUUCGAUCCGUUAUAAUCCAUCAUAAAAAUCCCACUCGUAAUAUUGUAUACUAAAUAUUAUUCGUGAUCUCUCUUUGAACUUCCGUUUUGUUAUAUAUCUUGUGAUAUCGUAGAGAUGGAGGUUUAGAGCUGCAUGUAUCGAAAACGAGAUACUUUAGAAUAACAGUAUGCUCUGACAAGAUGCCAAGAAUCUCGAGGAGGCUCGGGACGUGAAAUCCACGCAUAAAACGGUAAACUGAUGAUGACACGUACGCUCGUUUAGACAUGUGAUGCAUAUCUCUCGCCCCAGCUAGUCGCACAAAUUUGUCAGAAAGAGCCGUUGCAAAUUGCAACGAUUGCAGGCAAGCCCGUGGGGUGAUCGUAAUAUGCUACUCGGGCGUGAACUCGGCCAAUAGGCACGAAAUUAAAAUCCGAUAGUAGGUCAUAACGAUGUUGAAGAAACACGCGAGGUAGUACAGAGUUAAAGAAAAGGAAGAUAACGCGCAUCUUACGCGUGUAAAAUCGUUAAUCUAUUAUUUUAAACCGUUGUUUCUAUUCCAAUCGCAACCUGAAUUCUUUCCGUCGGUGUGCGACAGCAGAGCAGAACGGUCGAGAGAUGAAAUCGGCAAUCGUAUCGCAAAACGACGACGCGUUUAGAAGCGUUCGCGUUGGAUAUCGCAUCUUUGCGUGUUAUUUAUUUCGAAGAGAGAAAUCCACAGAGUUAGGAAAAAAAAUCGUUUCGUGUGGAAACGCGAUCGUCGAGACGCCUUCCGCUUCGAUCGUCCGCGCUGUCACGUGCUUUAAUAUGCCCUCGCACGUUGACGUCCCGAAGAUAAUCAGAAUCGGGAACGGCUACUCGUCUCUCGUGUAAUAUUUAUAGUAAUAAUCGCCCGCGAUCGUGUCGCGGGAUUUUGUCGUCGUUUUCGCUGUUUUUUCUACCUCUUCUCUAGAAAUCGGGACGUCGCGUCUCGCGAGUUUCGCGAACUGAAUUCAGCGUCGACGAACAGCGCGGGGGACCGCGAGCACAAUCAUAUCGGAUAUACCGGAAGGUGAAAGAGUGUAGAUGAGACAUUCGAGACAGAAAGCAUUCUCCGGAAGCCGAACGGCGGCACUGUCAGAAUUACGAUCUGAAACAUAAUAAAAGUAAUAAAAGAAUAUUAUAUAAUAAAAAUGAAAUAAGAUAUAUAUAUAUAUAUCUCUCUCUUCUCACUAUGAUAUAAAAUAUACAGUGAAUAAUAAUUCUAUCUCUCUUUGCUACCAAGUUGUACUUAUUCUUAAUUAAUUUACUUGUACAAAAAAAUGUGUUAAAUAAUAAUGAAAUAUAUAAUAUAAUAUACACACAAUUAUAAAUAUAAAUAUACAUAAAUAUACAUAUAUAUAUAAAAAAAAGAACACUACGAUAUGUACAGGAUAUCCUGAAGCUAUUGCCGUUGCUUUCAUCCGUGGAUUUCCUCAACAAUUUUAUUCUUGGUAAAAAUUUCCAUAAAUAUAUUAUCGAUAUUUCGGAAUUUAAUUUUCAAAACUGGGUGGAACAAUGUAGAAUGUUUUCAAACUUUUUUAACUUUAUUUUACUUGUAAUUCGAAAGUUGUCAAUAUUUUUCACAAUAUUUUUGUUGAAAAAUGACUUGAUUUUAAAUCGAUUACAGAAUUCCCGGCUGAAAGAAACCUCAAUAAUUCCGGGAUAUCCUGUACACUCUCACGUGUAUACAUAUACAUUAUAGUGUUGAUUAUCCGAUAUUACAACAAUCAUUAUGAUUACGAUGAUUAUAUAUAUUACUCAUUUAAUUAUGAUCUUAUUAUUGCCAUUAUCAUUACCGUCGCUGUUGCAAUCAUCGCUACUACCGUUAUCACUUGUACUAUCGCUAUCACGAAGCGCAUACGUUUGGCGCUAGCAAUUUUCCAAAUGUACCGGAAAGUGACGUCAUUCAUUGUGUACGUAAGAGAAGAUACAAUUAGAAAAAAUUCAUUAUUUACUCAAGAAAAGAAAGAUCCCAAUGGCAAUUACAUUCUCUUGAAUUUUACAUCUGAAUAAUGUAUUCUAUCUCGACUUUCUCGUACUUUCUUUUAUGUACACGAUAAACAACGUUGCUGUUUAGUAUUCCUAAUAAAACGACACGCGGGUCAAAUUAAUAUAUGCGCGUAUGAUAUAUACGUCGAUACUCAUAAUUACGAUCGUCACUUGCGCUACAAUACGACGAGGGUGACACGAUAAUGAUGAUCCAGAAUCCGCGAUUCAAGUCGCUCCCGUCUGUCUUUGGUUGUAAAAGUGAUCUGUUCUGUGAACGCGCUAAUAUAAGAACGGAGAAAUUAACUGCGCGAGGAAUUAAUUAAAAGACUUCCCCUUUCGCAUGCACGAACCACCCUCAUGGACCAUACAUUUUCCGAAUAACAGACUUGUGCCUUGUUUAGACGUCUCAAACCGUUUACGCAAAUCAACUCGCGCUUCGAUUCACCUUACACUUGAAUAAUCGCACUUCUCCAACAUUGUUCUCUUUCUUUGCAACGUAUUUUGUAAAUUCAAUUUCCUCUCACGCCCCCGUCAUUCUUUCUUUCGGAGAAAAGAUCUUCCUCUCGGUGACAUUUCGUAGCAUGAUGAAGUAAUAGAUUUCUCACAUAUUUUUCCCCCGCUUAGCGUAGCGUAAAUUCACAGAGUUAUCACAAUCGAAUAAAUUUUUUUGUAUAGAGAGCUGCGGCAUUAUACCUCGGUUCGAUAAUUUAUCCCGCAUAGAACGACCUGACAGCAUGCGAUCACUCCAUCAACGCGUACGGACGUCUGCUCAUUCAUUUGGAUACAGCGUCGUGCCGACAGAAAUAUGCGUGUCGUAUCCUUUGUAGAUCUUAAUAUCAUAUAUAUACGUGAGUUUUCGGGUCGCCCUACAUGUACGCGUUAUGACGCGAGCAAGCAAAGUGUAUCGUACCAUGCGACUGAGUUAAAGCACUGUGUGUGGUUUUUCGUGGCUACGUUGCGUUCUACACGCGAACUCGACAGCACACUUUCAUUACGUGUAUAUUUAUUGGCUUUCGCGUGGAAUCGAUUGAUAAAGAGAAACCUUGUCAAAUUCAAGCUCAGUUUGAUUUUUCGUUGUUACAAAAAUUUUUCAAAUAUCGAUGUUUCGCAAUUAUAGUCGCGAUAAUUAAGAAUUUGCGGUUAGUAGAAUUGCGGUAGGUUUCUCCAGUUAAGACGCGAAGCGAGACGAUUUUGCUGGGAAACUUGCAUUUUUGUGUCACCCUAAUGCAUUAUGCGCGCCUUCACGUUAUCAUUGUUGUUGUUGCUGUCGCUGAGACUACGAGUUCCUUUGCGCACUCUCCAGGAUCGUUUCCUUCUCUCGUCAGUGAUAUUCUAUGAAAAAGAAAAAAAAAGAAAGAAUUUUCGGAGACUCCUCUUGAGUCGCAUCGAACGUAACCAGUUCGGGUUCACCGAGAAACAAUUUUAUGUACCUGUUACGACUGAUUAUUAUCAUGUACUAUCGCUAAGGGGCGGUGAGAAGAUACGUGUAUAUGUAUGUACAUACACAUGCCCGUGUGCGUAUGUAUAUAUAUCUAUAUGGUAUGUUAUCGUACUGUUACGAUUGUUUUGUAACUAUCGUUAAAUGUCAUUGGCUGCUUGUUACUGACGGCUUGCGAUCGGCUAGCUACAUCGUUGAACCAUAUGUACAUAUCGAGUUUUAAGCACCGGAACCAUACUGGUUAUAAUGUGUUUUGAGAUGGGCAUGUGGAGAGCGUGUGUGUACGGAGGUGCUCGCUGCACCACAGCAAGUUAGCGAUUUUUUUUUCUCAUUCUUUGGAACUUCUCGCCGCUUAAAUUAGACGCGCGUGUGAAAGAACGAAGCUUUAAUUCGCACGGAUCCCUCUUGUGCAUUUCGAUUCUUGCAAACUAUCAAGCUUCUAGCAAUAGGCGUGAUUAACCGCUCAUUUAGUUGUUCGCUAACCGACGUUGGUACAACCGGCUCGUAUCGUACGCGCGCAUCGUGGACCCAACUGUUUAAGGCGUGCAACGUUUGCCUGCAUAUCACUCACACGAUUGUUUUUUGCAAAUGAUGCGCGAAAGAUAGAGAUAUCUCAACGCUCUCUUUAACGAAACGACUGAGAAAUAAACGUGUCCCAAGAAAGAGUCGGUCUUGUAGGCUACACUAACGUGUAUCGUCGUUAACGUAAAGCUAUUAAGAGAUUCUCGCGUUUCUUCAUUAUCCCCGCAUUCGGCUACGCCACAUUCGAUUGCGCGUCUCAUCGGUCGAGGAGUUCGAGCGUACAGGAUACCUCUCUAUAUAGUGUGUUUGAACUAUUUAUUUCAUCUCUCUCUCUCCGAUUUUUUUUCGCGGCAAAGGUCUGCAAGCGCGGCGUGGUCACAUUUCCCUAUUUAAUAACUGUACCUGUAUAGUGUGUCGUUUAAUUAGAUCUAUUUUCUACGCUCUGCCAGCAUCGUGUCUGGCGUUUUACAUAAUAAACAAUUCCCGAAUUGCGCGCGUCAUGCGGAGUGUGCCGCCCGGAAUAUGGGCUGCAAGAACACACAUUGAGGAUUGCGUUCCUUUCAUGUGAACGUCGCCCGAUGGAUGGAGGACGAAUUUGGUUGAAAAUCGAACGGGAAAAUAUAGUGCAUCGGAAAUACGAGUGGCUCAUCCAAUUGGAGAUACGGCGUGUCGGACGGUCGAUUGUAUUUCGCCAUCCUCGCGUGACGAAGGGCCAUAAGACUUAAGAAAGUAAUUAGAUUUAUUGCUGAUAAGUAGAAGAUCGACAAAUUAUAAUUAAUUGGCAUUCAAACGGCCGAGCUUUCAAGCGAAAGUAUCUUCGAGAGAAACACUUUGACUGGAAAAGCUAUUAGAGCUUCUCGAUCGCUCUGCUAUUCAUAAUUUGCCGAGUGUACCUUCCUGUGUUGUAGAAAAAUCUUUCGCGAAGUUCUUGCGAUAAAUAAGCUGGUCGAGAGUCUUCGAGACAACAGGGUUGAUCGAAGCCCAUCGCGUCCAACUAAUUUCAAUACUGUCCUUUGCAUUUCGUUGCAAAGUGUGACGCGCAGAUUUAGAAAUUAGAAUUGUAGAAAUUUAGAAAUCGCAAACCUGGUUUCCUAAACGUGCGUGCUCUUCUUGGGUGCUACGUGUAGGAAAAAAAAUACUCUUAGUUUCCUCGCAUGCGUUCUUUUGUCUCUACACUCCGCUCACUGUGUCGUGAAACGAGAGAAAAGGAGAAAACUCGGAGAAUCCUUGGAGCACAUCCAUCGGGCGAGUCGGCGCCGUGCGAGAGCCCUAAUUGAACUUAUUAAUAUUACUCGCGGCAUUCGAAGAAUAGUAUUCAACGAUAAAAAAAUGAACUGUACAUAUACAUGCGUUUACUAUUAUCUACUUACUAUUACGAGACUUACUCCUAAGAUCUUUGGCUAAAAAACACACGACUUUAUAGAAGUGAGACUCUUGAUCGCGAAGGAGAACGACAAAAAAAAAGAAGCGAAAAUUGCAUCGCA
This is a messenger RNA of Linepithema humile (Argentine ant), 9489 nucleotides long. Its product is annotated as serine/threonine-protein phosphatase 2B catalytic subunit 2. Gene Ontology annotation, molecular function: calmodulin-dependent protein phosphatase activity; calmodulin binding. Lineage: Eukaryota; Metazoa; Arthropoda; Insecta; Hymenoptera; Formicidae. Gene Ontology annotation, biological process: calcineurin-mediated signaling. The record is from RefSeq and is a predicted model, not a curated record. Gene Ontology annotation, cellular component: calcineurin complex; cytoplasm.